Photinus pyralis (common eastern firefly) is the source of this 2196-nucleotide messenger RNA. RefSeq names its product serine proteinase stubble-like. The transcript has 7 exons. NCBI's taxonomy places the organism in Eukaryota, Metazoa, Arthropoda, Insecta, Coleoptera, Lampyridae. The record is from RefSeq and is a predicted model, not a curated record. Gene Ontology annotation, biological process: proteolysis. The coding region runs from base 516 to 1346 and encodes 276 amino acids. Gene Ontology annotation, molecular function: serine-type endopeptidase activity.
ACGUCCUUGCAGAGCCAAGUUGUGGAUUCCUACUCCCUUUAUACACUCUGAAGUUGCGAAGUUUGCACAAGACGGUUAAUAAUUAAAGGCAUAUAAAGUGAGACGCGCCAUUACAAUUUCUACAUGCCUGACCGAUAAACAGUUUCCUCAGUGCGAAAUAUAGUUGCGAAUAAUCCAUUAAACAUUGUUAUAUUUGAGUCGUGUGAAACAACUUACUGGAUAAAACUUAAUAUUCAAGAGAAAUUUUAAUGUUCAGCACUGUUAGGCAGAUUACACAGCGUAUAAUUGCAAUUUCUCUGUAAACUUUGCCAAAAAGUUUCAACGAGAAUGUCUGCGGCACAAAGGCGGGGAUUGAAUUCACCCUUCCGCAAAAACUGACAGCCCGCAGUUUUUUCGCUUUAUGGAUAUUGCGAAAUGCAUAACCGCAGACGUCAAAAUCACCGAAACCAACGGCGUUUUAUUCUGGCAAUGUAAACACGGAAGUUACUUCUGUGAAGGUUUCUUUUCCUGCGGAUAUGACGGCAACAUCUACGUUUAGUUCCGUUGCGGUAUCCAGCGCUGAAACUGGAGGUUGCGGGUUGCCUAUCCUAUUUGCUCAUGCACAAACACGAAUUGUCGGAGGAAAAAACGCUCCAUUUGGACGCUGGCCUUGGCAGGUGUCUGUGAGGAGAACUUCAUUUUUUGGCUUUUCAAGCACUCAUCGAUGUGGAGGUGCUAUUCUAAACGAAAAUUGGAUCGCAACCGCCGGCCAUUGUGUGGAUGAUUUAUUAACAUCGCAAAUACGCAUUCGAGUUGGAGAAUACGACUUUUCAAGUGUGCAAGAGGAUCUGCCGUAUGUUGAACGUGGAAUUGCUAAGAAAAUAGUUCAUCCCAAAUAUAACUUUUUCACUUACGAAUACGACUUAGCUCUUGUGAAGCUUGACAAAUCCUUGGAAUUUGCUCCGCAUAUUUCUCCGAUUUGUCUCCCCGCGUCUGAUGAUCUCCUUAUAGGAGAAAACGCUACCGUAACAGGAUGGGGAAGGCUUAGCGAAGGUGGAACGUUGCCUUCAGUUUUGCAAGAGGUACAAGUGCCCAUCGUUAGCAACGACCGCUGUAAAAGCAUGUUUUUACGAGCCGGAAGACACGAAUUUAUUCCUGAUAUAUUUCUCUGCGCCGGCCACGAAACGGGAGGACAGGAUUCGUGUCAGGGAGAUUCAGGAGGUCCAUUACAAGUUAAAGGAAAGGACGGAAGAUAUUUUCUAGCGGGUAUUAUAUCAUGGGGAAUAGGAUGUGCCGAAGCAAAUUUACCGGGUGUAUGUACGCGAAUAUCUAAAUUUGUCCCAUGGAUACUUAAAAAUGUAACUUAGAUUGUACCCAACAUUAUUUUAAAGCAUUCAAGAUUGUAUAUCAUUAGCUAUAAAGCUCUCUACAGUCAUAUCAGGUGAUAUAUUAUAUUAUUAAAGCUUAAUAUAGGUGUUAUUGCGAAAUUUGAAAGCAUAAGUAGUCAAUAUGAGCUCCUUAGAUGUCGUUUAUGAACUCAUAAUGGAAUUCCAUGCUGUUCUGUUAAUUUGUUCUCCAAGUGCAGUCUGCCAUGCCUGCAUUUAUUAGAGACGUGUUGUUCAUAAAUGGAUUACUCAAAUAGGAAAUUAAAAGCCAGAGCGCGUCCGCGUUGGGGCGCCUCGAUUAAACAUAAAAGGUUUUCUAUCUUCCGCUCGUAUCUGAAGAGUUUAUUGCGAAGAUUUAGGUUAUAACCGUUUGUAUUUUUGACGUCUGCGAGGAUGAGAAAUGCAAUUAAGUUAGAUUUAGGAUGUUCAAGAUAAGAAUGUUAAUAAAUAAGUCGUUCCUAUUUUUAAUGUUUAAAAAGCAAUUAACUCGCCGUGAAAAGUGUGAUCACCAAGUCAUUUAAUUUUAAGAUGUGCCUUAUGGCACGUAGUCAUAAGUCAAAAUGCACUAAACUGGAGUAUUUAUGCUACUCUCCUACAUAAAUAGUUAUGCUUUCGUAUAAUGAUAACGGAAUGUGUGAAGUGAUAAACAGUUUCAGCGUUGGACAUUUUCUGUUAAAGAAACUAUUCUUUAUUAGCGAAUAUAUUUGUCUAUUCAAACGGUGCUGUUACUCAUUAAGUACUGAAUUUAAAUGGUCUGUAUCUUUAUUAGCUAUAGUUUUGUAAAGUUUGUAUAUUGUAUCGUUUAUUUAUCAUUGUAAAGGAUCCAAAGAUA